UCAUAUUCUAACAGUGUCCCUAUAUACUUUUAUUAAAAUAAUGAGGUCUAAUAAAUUGAAAAAUUAUAGCAGAACAGAAAAAUCGGCGCGAAUUUGGUUGGAUCUGAAUGUUCGCGGCCGAGUUUCUGCGAUUACAGUUCCACAUUUACUCCUUUAAAUACGAAAUCGCCGCCGGCAACUCUGGUUUUUCUACGAGCUUCGAACCAGUCAUCUGGUUGACAAGUGUACAAAAACUUAUCUAGGUAAGGUGAAGUUAAGGAAUUUUACAUUGCCUAAAGGUUCUGAUAGGAAACAAGAAUGGGUCUUCUCAGCAUAAUCCGGAAAAUUAAGCGCAAGGAAAAGGAGAUGCGCAUUCUCAUGGUUGGUCUUGAUAAUUCUGGAAAGACGACAAUAGUGAUGAAGAUUAAUGGCGAAGACACUAGUGUAAUCAGCCCCACACUUGGGUUCAACAUCAAAACCAUGGCUUACCAAAAGUACACUUUAAACAUAUGGGAUGUGGGAGGGCAGAGAACCAUAAGGUCUUAUUGGAGAAACUAUUUCGAGCAAACUGAUGGGUUGGUCUGGGUGGUGGAUAGUUCGGAUCUGAGGAGGCUGGAUGAUUGCAAAUACGAGUUGGAUAAUCUUCUCAAAGAAGAGCGAUUAUCAGGAGCAUCGUUGUUAAUAUUUGCAAAUAAGCAGGAUAUACAAGGUUCGGUGUCACCGGAUGAGAUAGCUAAAGUUCUGAACUUAGACGCCAUGGAUAAAAGCCGGCACUGGAAAAUCGUGGGAUGUAGUGCAUUUACCGGGGAAGGGCUGCUCAAAGGGUUUGAUUGGAUGGUUCAAGACAUAGCCUCGAGAAUUUACAUGCUUGACUAAAUGCAAUUGCAUCCAGCCCUGGCCUUUUGUUACUCGUGUGGGGCGCUACUCGAACCCACAGGGGCCUCAGAUUCCUCGUUAAAAAAGGAAGUUUCUGACGAGAUCGGAGACAUGUAUUCAAAGUGGAGAUAUAGACGUUUUCUAUGUGGUUUACUCGAUGUUACUUAGAAGUUUUGCACUUUGUAACUUAUCGUGAUCAUAUAUUCAUAGUAAUUCACUCUCUCAAUUUUUAUCUAAAAUUUUUGGAAUUUUGUUUUA
Messenger RNA from Salvia splendens (bonfire salvia), 1113 nucleotides. Its product is annotated as ADP-ribosylation factor-like protein 2. Bases 298 to 855 code for a protein of 185 amino acids. The transcript has 6 exons. Gene Ontology annotation, molecular function: GTP binding; GTPase activity. The record is from RefSeq and is a predicted model, not a curated record. NCBI's taxonomy places the organism in Eukaryota, Viridiplantae, Streptophyta, Magnoliopsida, Lamiales, Lamiaceae.